Enhydra lutris kenyoni (northern sea otter) is the source of this 5375-nucleotide messenger RNA. Its product is annotated as kringle containing transmembrane protein 1. Lineage: Eukaryota; Metazoa; Chordata; Mammalia; Carnivora; Mustelidae. The coding region runs from base 1 to 1428 and encodes 475 amino acids. Gene Ontology annotation, biological process: Wnt signaling pathway; multicellular organism development. The record is from RefSeq and is a predicted model, not a curated record. The transcript is spliced from 9 exons. Gene Ontology annotation, cellular component: plasma membrane.
AUGGCGCCGCCCGCCGCCCGCCUCGCCCUGCUCUCCGCCGCCGCGCUCACCCUGGCAGCCCGGCCCGCGCCCAGCCCCGGCCUCGGCCCGGGACCCGAAUGUUUCACGGCCAAUGGUGCAGAUUAUAGGGGAACGCAGAACUGGACGGCACUACAAGGUGGGAAGCCAUGCCUGUUCUGGAACGAGACUUUCCAGCAUCCAUACAACACUCUGAAAUACCCCAAUGGGGAGGGGGGUCUCGGCGAGCAUAACUACUGCAGAAAUCCAGAUGGAGAUGUGAGCCCCUGGUGCUAUGUGGCAGAGCAUGAGGAUGGAGUCUACUGGAAGUACUGCGAGAUUCCCGCUUGUCAGAUGCCUGGAAACCUUGGCUGCUAUAAGGAUCAUGGAAACCCACCUCCUCUAACGGGUGCCAGUAAAACAUCUAACAAACUUACCAUACAAACCUGCAUCAGUUUUUGUCGGAGUCAGAGGUUCAAGUUUGCCGGGAUGGAGUCGGGCUAUGCUUGCUUCUGUGGAAAUAAUCCUGAUUACUGGAAGUACGGGGAGGCAGCCAGCACCGAGUGCAACAGCGUCUGCUUCGGGGAUCACACUCAGCCCUGUGGUGGCGACGGCAGAAUCAUCCUCUUUGACACUCUCGUUGGCGCCUGCGGAGGGAACUACUCAGCUACGACCUCCGUGGUGUAUUCCCCUGACUUUCCCGACACCUACGCCACGGGCAGGGUCUGCUACUGGACCAUCCGAGUGCCGGGAGCCUCUCACAUCCGCUUCAGCUUCACCUUGUUUGACAUCAGGGAUUCUGCCGACAUGGUGGAACUACUGGAUGGCUACACCCACCGCGUCCUGGUCCGUUUCAAUGGGAGGAACCGCCCACCUCUGUCCUUUAACGUCUCUCUGGAUUUUGUCAUUUUGUACUUCUUCUCUGAUCGCAUCAAUCAGGCCCAGGGAUUUGCUGUCUUAUACCAAGCCAUCAAGGAAGAGGCGCCACAGGAGAGGCCCACUGCCAACCAGACGCUGGCCGAGGUGAUCACGGAGCAAGCCAACCUCAGCGUCAGCGCAGCCCGGUCCUCUAAAGUCCUCUACGUCAUCACCACCAGCCCCAGCCACCCACCCCAGACCGUCCCAGGUAGCAGUUCCCAGACUCCAACAAAGGGGGUCCUGUCUUCUGUGCUUGCAGGAUGGACAGUGUACGGCCUGGCAACUCUCCUCAUCCUUACGGUCACAGCCGUCGUAGCAAAGAUACUUCUGCACAUCACAUUCAAAUCCCAUCGUGUUCCUGCCUCAGGGGACCUUAGGGAUUGUCAUCAACCAGGGACGUCGGGGGAAAUCUGGAGCAUUUUUUAUAAACCCUCUACUUCGAUUUCCAUCUUUAAGAAGAAGCUCAAGGGUCAGAGUCAACAAGAUGACCGUAAUCCUCUUGUGAGUGACUAAAAGCUGCCCACUCCGUGCCCAGGACACGAGGUCCCUCCGAGCUCAAGGCCAUUGGGGACCCGUGGUUUCUUCAGACCGACUCUCCCUGCUUCUCCCUCAGCCUCUGGCAGCCUCUGCAAGAGCGCCGUCCUAAGGGCUGGGAAGGGACGUCCUGCUGCAGAGGCAGGCCUAGCCUAGACUCCCCCUGCUUCAUCACUGCACUUAGAGAGAGACCCAAAGUCCCAGGGUCUAGACCCUCCCUGUGCUUCUCUCUCUCUCUCUCUCUCUCAUCUAGAGUGGGGGUGUCAGGACAGGGGCUGAGAAUGCAGAGAUAGUUGUGUCUGGCACUGGGCUCAGGUACCUUCUAGAUGACUGUAGGGUGGUGGGUAGUUAUAGUAUAUGCUGAGUCUUGCUCGCUUAUUUUCUAUUUUGUCCACACAGAUCACUUUCUCCUGGUCUUUAUGGGAGGAUUCUGAGGUUCUCUUGGGGGUUGGCCUGGUCCUAGAUUCCUGGGCAUUAGCACCCGAAAGCAUAAAGAGGGCCCAUACUCUGUGCUGACUCUGGGGCUUUGCUCUCUGGGUGCUGGAUGAGGGUGGGCCUCCUCUAUCCUGGGAGAGCGUGGGAAUUGACCCCCCAACAUAUCAAGCCUGCACCCUGCCACACACGGGCUUCUUUCCAAAGCUUGGUGAUCGCAGAGCAAGCCACACAACAGACUUUCCUGAAAGCUUCUAUAGGCUCAGUGACUCUUUAUUAUAUGGGGUUGCCCGGCCUUGCCCCUGCGCAGCUCAUGGUCCUAUGGAACCUGAGCUGGGCCUGUCUCUCCGUGAUUCUCCAACUCCCCGUUCAGAACAGGGAGUAUAAAGGUUGUGGCUUAGCCGUGAGGCAGCAUUAGGGGGGACACAGGUGUCAGCAGUCUCUCCUGCAGGCAUCACUUAUUUUAAAAGAUGACAAACCGUCCCACGGCCUGUGCUCUCUGUGGUCCCCUCCUCCCCUUUGUCAAUGGGGACCCAAUGUGGUCUGGAAUAGCUCAGUGGGGAGGGAGGGCCCUUUUCCCUAGCCCCACACUACCCUGCCCUUCAGAUGGGGAAGAGAGUCUCAGGGAGUGGCAUGAGGGCAGAGAGGGAGGUUUUGGGAACUGGAGACCCUCGAGUUUAAGCCUCCCAAGAUGGAGAGCUGCAGCCGCAGUGGCUGCUGGUCGGGAGGAAGAGCUGUCCCCCAUUGAGAAGUCCCCAUCAGCCAAAGUAGGCUUUGUCAACAGCCGCUGAGAAGAGCCGCCAGGGCCUCGGAAGGCCAGUCCUGGGCCUUCGUCAGAGCACGACUCUCCCAGAGGCACCUGAGCACUUGGGCCUUGGAAACCACAGGUUUCCGCCUUGGAGCACUUUGCCUGCCUCCCCCAGAUCCCUCAGCUACUGCCUGCUGCGGCUUUCUCUGGGGCUCUGCCACGCUGGCGACUGUGUGCACCUGGCUGCUCCCGGAAACACAGAGGACCGUGUGGGGCCAGCGAGGAGGGGUCUGCCGUGAGAGGUGACAUGCGGCAACCAGGGGAGAUGCUGGGAGCUGGCAGGCAGAGGGUCACAAGAGAGGGGCAAUGGGACAGCGUGUCCAUGGGAGGGCAGGAGCGCUGCCCGAGCCACCGUGGGAGGCCUGCUGCGGGCUCAGAGCCGCUGGGUGCCGUCUUCACGCUUUGAUCUGGAAAGGGUGAUUACCCCGGAGCAGCUGUCCACGGGCCGCGGGUCUGCACACAGAGGCCUGUCCCACACGACUGGAAGUAUGCUGACAUGUGCUGUCUCCCCUUCACGCUAUUCCCGGCUGUGGCGGAAUCUCCUCUGAACCAAGUGUCAGGUGCGUGCGGCCACAAAGGGCCUGUGCCCUGAAUAGAUCCAUUCACAGCACAAAGGGAAUAUGGAAUUUAGCCCCGGGAGGGGGUCGCCUGGCCCAGGAGCAGCUGUUCAGCCGCUUAGGGCUUCCUGUGGCCAUCGGCCUUUGGGGCAUCCUGUGCCACCACCCCCCACCACCAGCCCACCUCACACAGGCAGGGUCUCGUCUGAGUCUGCAGCUGGAGCAACCCGUUCUGAGACCUGGAAGUGCUGGUGACGCCCCAGUGCCCUCCUUCCUGCUGGCCCUGGCACAGCCCACUGCCACCAGGAUCAACUUACUGUCCAGGGAGCAGCCCCAGGAAACCAAACCGGCCUCAGGACAGACCUGGGGGAGAGGCCAUAAAUUGUCCCAGGCCCAACCCCCACAGACACCUUGGCCUCAGUGUUGCUCAGAACCUGUCAUUGAUACCCCCCAGAGGGUGCCCUGUGGCUAAGUAAACAUCUGAGGGAUACAUUGUCCCAGAGAAGGUGAGGUGUCCUCCCGGGAGCACCAUAGGAGGCCCACACUUGGUCUUUUAAGAAACUACUUUAGAGAGAAGUGAGGUUUGGAGAGGCUGGAAAGCCUGAAAGGACAUCACGGAUCACAUAGAUUAGGAAAGAAGAAGGGGAGGGACUCUGGGGACAACUGUGGCCUGCCACUUUGAAAGCAUCCUGCCCAAGGCCUUCACCCUGAGUGAUGGAGGGAACCAAGGCUGUGGCAAGUGAUGCCUCUGGGCCUGGGUGCCCUCCUCACCCCUUCUCUGCAGAAUCUAGGCCCUUGCCUUCUCAGCCUGUGCCGCCAGGGAAGGGAGGGCUGCAGUAGCUGAUGUUGUCGCCUCUAUGGUAAAUGCCUGCAGCCGGCUGGGACCGUGGUCUUAGCUGCGUUUCACAGUGUCUUUGGCCCCUUGGAAGGUGCAUGGCACCCCGUGUUCUUCCCCAAGCACCCAGUCACUUGCAGAACAGAGAAGGUGUAGCCAUGUCUCCCUGCCUUGUCAGGACAGGGUCAAGGCCUCUCUAUGGGUGUGAGCGAGGUGACCGGGCUGCUGUAACUUCUGAAGUGUGGGCUCUGGCUCAAGACUCCAAUCAGCCAGAAACCCACAAAGAUCAAAGCACUAGCGAGUACAGCUGUUCUGGCCCUCAGGCCAAGCCCAUACGGCCCCACCCACUCGCCCCAUUGCCCGCCCAAGGCAGGAGCUGGCCUGACCUUGCCACCCGGCCAUCCUGACACACCAGGCGGGCACAGUGGCCAUCACCAAGCCCUGGGCGUCCUGGGCACUUACCUUCACGAGCACUUAGCAGUGGACGGCCUCCGAGAUGCUGUCUCCCUUGUCUGAUGAGGCCACCCCGGGGCUUGAACCGAGGCCGGCCAGCUCCCCACCCCAUAGCCCAGGCAACUGCCACCCUCUUGGGUUUUGGAUCUCCUGUUUGAUGUUCGAUGUCUGCUUUUGUUACUACCUUGAGAACUUUUUAACCUUUUGAUUGUUUCCUCUGGUGGCUUUGUUUACCACUGUUCUACCUCCUGGCCGGGUCUCUCAGCCUAGCAGCCCUGGCACGGGGUAUUUCUCAAACCUUCCAGCUGCAGCUGCCUCCGACUCUGGUGGGACAGCUCAGGGGUGACGAUGGGGCCUCACCCCUCUGCCUGCAGACCCCAGGGGAACCCAUCUCACAGGCUUCUGUGUUGCCAAGUUGAAUAUACUCAACAAGGCAGAAGUGGGGUAUGGAGGAAGGUCCGAGGUAAAUCUGCAUCAGAAAGGAUGUGUCUUCAGGAGCACAUAGUGGGGGACCCUUUCUCUUCCUGUACAGCUGCCGUCUUGGGGUUCACGCAGCGUCAAGACCUGCCACAUCCAGACUCACCUGCCCGCAGGGAUCUUGACUUUGGAUGACAAGGCUUUAUUUGUAAAUAUGCUCUUAAUAUGCAACUUUGAGAAUAAAAUAGAAACAUCAUGUAUUUUAAAAUAUAAGAUGAAGUGUGAUGCACUGUAUACAAUUUAAUAUAUAUUUUUAGGAUUUUGUUAUUUAAGAAAAUGGAAUGUAAUGGUACUUAACUUUUACAAAAGAGAGAAAAAUGUUAUUUUUACUGUCUGGAGAAAAUAAAUAUUCUCACUGUUGUAG